Polyodon spathula (Mississippi paddlefish) is the source of this 1377-nucleotide messenger RNA. RefSeq names its product bone gamma-carboxyglutamate (gla) protein (gene bglap). Lineage: Eukaryota; Metazoa; Chordata; Actinopteri; Acipenseriformes; Polyodontidae. Bases 70 to 372 code for a protein of 100 amino acids. Gene Ontology annotation, cellular component: extracellular region. Gene Ontology annotation, biological process: bone development; regulation of cellular response to insulin stimulus; response to vitamin K. Gene Ontology annotation, molecular function: calcium ion binding; hydroxyapatite binding; structural constituent of bone. The record is from RefSeq and is a predicted model, not a curated record. The transcript is spliced from 4 exons.
AGAACGAGAGAACGAGAGAGAACGAGAGACGGAGAGAACGAGAGAGACACUCAACAAGAGAAAGAAAAGAUGAAGACUUUCACAGCCAUCUUCCUCCUCUCCCUCAUCACCCUCGCUCUAUGCACCGGAGAUUCGGACGUGUCUCUCAGUGCGCCUGAUUCACACAGCGCUGAAGAUUUCUUCGUCAAACGCGAUCUGGCUUCCUCUUUCGUGCCGCGUCGACAGAAGAGGAACGCCCAGUUGAACCUGAGCACUCAGAAACUGGAGAGCCUCCACGAGGUGUGCGAGUUGAAUACCGCUUGCAAUGAUUUAUCAGACACAGUGGGGAUCAUCGCCGCCUACCAACGACACUUCGGACCAAUCCCAGUCUAGACCACGCCCACUCCGAGCCCAGACUCCGCCCACACGUUGAUCAAGCCACGCCUCCAUUUGCCUAACCCCGCCCUCUAUUGGCUUUUGAAAGUUAUUGUUGAUUUCAGCAGACCCCCUUUUAUCCAAAGCGACUUCCACAAAAUUCAUGCAAAUAUAAAAGUGUACGCGAUUAAUACAAAAAUAAAAAAAAAAGAGAGAGAGAAACGCAAAGACGAUGUAUAGAAGGUCUGGAAUUGCGCAAGUGAAGUUUGCAGGAGAUGCCAGACAGGCUGAAGGAGAGAGUCCACUCCCCUAGUCUCUGGAAGUCGCUUUGGAGAGACGUCUCUGCUGAACGACUCUCAUAAGAGUUAUUAACAAUGUGUGAACAUAUGAUAUAUACACGUUAGCAAUCUGUCUGUAGCUUUAUAUACAUAAAUAUGUGUGUGUGUGACUCAGUGUGUGUAUAUAACUCUCUAUAUGGAUAGAGCAAACUAUAUUGUAUCACUGCUGACAGUUCCUCCAUAUUGACAAAAUGGUGCUAUUAUUAUUAUUAUUAUUAUAUUAUUAUUAUUAUUAAUAAAAACAAAUAAGAUUUGAAACUGCUAACAAAAUUAGAUACAUAUUUUCCAUACAAGAAGCUGUGUGUGGUCCAGUGGUUAAAGAAACAGGUUUGUAACCAGGAUGGUCCUGGGUUCAAAUCCCAGCCCCUGACCCCCUGUGUGUGUGACCCCCGAGUCUCUGAACCGCCUUGCGCUGCGUCUUUGGGGCAAGGCGUUGUUGUAAGAGACUGUGAUGCACAGCUCACACGCCCUGGUCUCUUGUAAAGUGCUUUGUGAGGGUGCUCCACUAUGAAAGGCGCUAUAUAAUAAUAAUAAUAAUGAUGCUAAUGGAAUGGGAGAUGGUUUUCUGGCGCUGCUCUGCUCCAGUACCUUCGCUGGUGUGUGAGGCUCUGCUAUUGCUUUUCAUUAUGUUCCCUGCUACAGUGUAUGAAUAUUACAAUAAAUAUAUAUAGAGUGAAAACUUCAA